GACGAUGCACCCAAGACAAUUCAGGUGUGUUUUGUGCUAUCGCCUUGCGAUUCCUACGUUUCCUCCUUACUUUACUUGUCCUUGCUGCUCUUCGAAAAUCAUAGAUCGUUUCGGGGAUCACGCAGUGCAUUGUGGUAAUGAUGUUGGCCUGAAAUUCCGCCAUAACUUGGUUCGAGAUGUGUUAGGGGAUAUCUGUUCGCAGGCUGGGGUUGUUGUGCAGAAGGAGGUUCCUUUGGGAUUUCUGUCUGAGGAAGGGAGAGAUCUCCGUCCUGCAGACCUUCUUGUCUACUCUUGGGACAAAGGGAAAAAUGUAUGCUUAGAUGUCACAGGUAUCUCUCCCUUCACCGGGCCAGGAGUUGAUGCUUUUGCUCCUGGGGUUGUUGUCGCUAAUGCUGUUGCCAGGAAGAAGAAGAAGUAUGAAGCGAAGUGCAUAGGCAACGGAUAUGGUUUUAUCGCUUUUGCUUUCUCCACCUUUAGAGAACUGGGGAGUGAUGCCCUCGAGUUCAUGUCUAGGGUCUCACGGGUUGCUCAGAGUAACACGGCUGCUGCUAAUAUUCGUUCUUUUCUUUUUCAUCGCUUGUGUUUUGCUUUUAAUAAGGGCGUCGGAGCCCAAUUAGUGGCUAGGCUCCUAUCCAACUUUGUGUAAUCGCUUAAUAAUAAUAAUAAUAAUAAUAAUAAUAAUAAAAUUCUCUCAAAUAGGGCGAUUAGGGCACAAUGGUUCACGUCAGCAUCACCAGCGACAGUUAGGCGGUGGUUCCACGGCAACUACCCGGCGGUUCAGCGGCAUUUUACCGGCGGUAUCACGAAGGUUAGUGGUUCGAUUUACCGUCAGUUUUUGGUCCAGUUUGGUGCAGUUUUUGGUGUAGUUUGGUGUAGUUUUUGGUGCGGUUUUCUGGCAGUGGUUUUGGGUGCAUUUCCCAUCAACGUACGUCGGGGAAUCGGGGUUGUUAUUGGCGCAGUUUAAGGUUCGUUGGGGUGCGGUUUUCAGGCGAAAUUGUGGGCAGUUGUGGUCUGUUGAAGGUUCCGUUCAGGGGGAGCUGUUUGGCGACGGUUUUGAGUGUUGGUUUGGGCAAUUUGGGGGCUGUUUCAGGCGGCUAACAUGGGCAGUUUCAGGCGGCUUUAAGGGGCAGAUUCAGGCGACUAAUAUGGGCAAAUUCAGGUCUUUCAUUGUUGUUCCGAAGGUGCAGGUCAGAGGGUGUUUCGGUGGUGUUGGGGGUGUUGUUCCGAAGGUGCAGGUCAGUGUGUUGUGUUGGAUGGCAGUGUGUGGUUGUUGCGUUUCUUGGUGGCGUUUCUUGGUGGAGCUUUGGUGGUUCAGCGAUGUCCGUAGUGGUUCCGCCCAUAGGUGUUUGUAACGGCAGAGUAUCUGGUUUGACAUUUCAGUUUCGGUCUGUGUUAGUUUCCGGCAGUUUGGCAGUUUCGGUGAGUACCGUUUCAGAUUCAGUGCGGUUGAUGUGCUUUGUUAUGGCGGCGUCCGUGGAGAAGUUUCAUUUCCCUUUUGUGGGUCUUAGCGGGUGCCAAGAUGGCGGUGGGCGUGGUUUGGUUUUUUCUUCGGCUGAGGUGACCUUUCGUCGUAUGGGAAUUUGGUUAUGUGGAGAUUGUUUUAAGACACAUACUCAUCGUACUAGGUGUCGACAUGGCAGUGGUUCUAGUAUUGUUUUUGUGGACCCACCUAAUUCCAGGGAUGGUAUUAUUCGUUUUAUUCUCUACGGUUUUCAAAAACCGCAAGCUCCUACUUCCGAGCUAUCUUCUUCUGAUGCGCCUCGAGAACAUCAGUUUUCUUUUGAUGUUGCUCUUCUAGACACUUUAUUGUCUAAGCGGUUGCGUUCUGUGAAAUCCAUCCCUCCCAAAUACCGUUUGGGUUUUUCGCGAGUUCUAAAAGGGGCGCUUGAUAAGGUGAUUUGCAGACCAGAUGACAUCGCUUGUUGGGUUCAGUUGCUCGUGUUACCUCUUUGUGUCCUCUCGACUUUUUCUCCGCGAAGUAAUCGUGAGUGUUCCUCUGGUGUUAGGCGGCGUCGACAGGAAGAGAGUAUCACCUCUGCUAUUUAUUCUUGGGGUGAGUCUGGUGGUUCUGAGCGACUUGUCAUAGACACAUUGGCUAGCGUGUCUCCAUUGGACGUUGACGAAGACCAUGGUUUGGCAGAGCGUAAUAUUAAGCAAUGCAAGAGAAAGAUUUCUGACGGUCACUACACUGCUGCUGUUAGAGUUCUUUCGUCCUCAGGUCUUGCCCCUUACAGUGAUGCUACUCUUACAGAUUUGCAAGCAAAACACCCUUUCUUUCCGGUCCCUACCUUACCGGAUAUCCCUGUUGAUCAUCACCUUACUACUUCCUCCGCUGUUGUGUUGGAGCAGAUUAGGGGUUUUCCGCGUGGUACUUCGUGCGGUAGAUAUGGCUUGCGUGCUCAACACCUUUUGGAUUGCUUGGGUGGUGCUGCUGUAGCUGUUUCUGAUGAGUUGGUGGAUGCUAUUACUCAGGUAGUUAAUCUCUUUCUUGCUGGAAAGUGUCCUGGUGAGCUUGGAGGAUAUAUUGCUAGUGCCCCUCUUACGCCACUUGUUAAGCCUGGUGGUGGUAUUCAGCCUAUUGUUGUGGGCACUAUUUGGAGGCGCCUUGUUUCUAAGGUCGGGGCUGCUUUGAUUGGUCCGCGUUUAGGAACCUACUUAGGAGGGCUUCAGUUUGGUGUUGGGGUUCCAGCAGGUGGUGAGGCCAUUCUUCAUGCUGUCAAUCGUUUGGUUGAGGCUCGUGGGGCUGAUGUUGGCCUCUUUAUGUUAUUGUUGGAUUUUCAGAAUGCGUUCAAUUUAGUUGAUCGAUCGGCUUUGUUGCGUGAGGUUCGGUUACAUUGUCCUGCUCUUUCGCGUUGGGUUGAAUUCUGUUACUCUUCUCCAGCGCGGCUGUAUUAUGGGGAGCAUACCUUGUGGUCUUGUCAAGGUGUGCAGCAAGGGGAUCCUCUCGGUCCUUUUCUUUUUUCUCUGGUUCUACAUCCAUUGGUAUGUCAAAUCAGAGACUCUUUUGAUCUAUCUCUUCAGGCUUGGUACUUGGACGAUGGCACUAUCGUUGGUGACGCUUUGGUGGUUGGAAAGGUCUUGGAGUUGAUUUUGGAGGAGGGUCCUCAUUUAGGUCUCCAUGUUAAUGUUGAGAAGAUAGAGGUUUUCUGGCCUUGGAAAGACCCACGCAGUCGUCUAGAGAGUGUCUUUCCUUCGGAUAUUGCUCGUCUUGCGCUUGGUGUUAAGUUGCUUGGUGGUCCAGUCAGUACGGAUUCCUCUUUUUGUAAGGAGUUGGUUUCACAGUGUGUGUCGAAGACUGUUGUGUUGAUGGAUGCUGUAGCUAAGCUUAAUGAUCCCCAGUGUGAGUUGUUGCUUCUUCGUGCGUGUACUGGAGUUUCUAAACUCUACUUUGCUAUGCGCACUUGUCCGCCUCAUCUUUUCGAAGCGGCCCAAUUAUCUUUUGAUGUGGCUCUUCGGGCUUCUUUGGAGCGUAUCGUGACUGAUUCGGGACCUGGGUUCGGUGACUGGCAAUGGCGUCUUGCCACCUUACCUUAUUCUUAUGGAGGAUUGGGUGUUUAUUCGGCUGGUGAUGUUUGGCAUUAUGCUUUUCUUGCAUCCCGUUUGCAGUCUUCUGGUUUGCAGGAUUCGCUUCUUCGGCUUUCAGGUGUUGAUGGUCCGGGAUCGGCCUUUGAUGAUGCUCUUGGUCUUUUCAAUAGGACCGUGGAGACCGACCUUAUGAGUAGCCCUAGUGAGAUCGCUUCCCCCCCAUUCAUGAAGAAAUUGGCAGACAUAUAUUUCAUGAAGGUUACUGCUGAUGCGGAAUCCGCCUUCUCCUUAUCUUGACGUCAGGUU
This is a messenger RNA of Spinacia oleracea (spinach), 3831 nucleotides long. RefSeq lists its product as uncharacterized. The record is from RefSeq and is a predicted model, not a curated record. The coding region runs from base 1318 to 3822 and encodes 834 amino acids. NCBI's taxonomy places the organism in Eukaryota, Viridiplantae, Streptophyta, Magnoliopsida, Caryophyllales, Amaranthaceae. The transcript is spliced from 2 exons.